This is a messenger RNA of Mus musculus (house mouse), 3083 nucleotides long. It is a transcript of the gene Zfp623, whose product is annotated as zinc finger protein 623. The record is from RefSeq and is a predicted model, not a curated record. The coding region runs from base 878 to 2377 and encodes 499 amino acids. The transcript has 2 exons. Lineage: Eukaryota; Metazoa; Chordata; Mammalia; Rodentia; Muridae. Gene Ontology annotation, cellular component: nucleoplasm; nucleus.
CCCUGGAGUCACAGACAGUUGUGAGCUCCCAUCGGUUUGUGGGCUGGGAACCUGGGUCCUCUAUGAGAACAGCAAGUACCCUCAACCUCUGAGCUGUCUCUAGAGCUCUAGUGAUGGAUUAAAAAGAAGAGUUGGGUGAGUAUAGAACAUGGCUGACACACCCUUAGGGUGUCAGAGCUGUCAGUGUAGAGAGCAAGAGUUCAGACAGAUCCAAAACAGGUGGGAUCUAGCCAGAGCUGGUCUCACACAGGUGAUGGGAAGAAAAGGGCAGGUAAGGUGCAGGAAAGGAUUCUUUUUUUUUUUUUUAAAGAUUUGUUUGUUUAUUUAUUUAUUUAUUUAUUUAGUAAGUACACUGUAGCUGUCUUCAGACACUCCAGAAGAGGGUGUCAGAUCUCCUUACAGAUGGUUUUGAGCUGGGAUUUGAACUCAGGACCUUUGGAAAAGCAGUCAGUGCUCUUAACCGCUGAGUCAUCUCACCAGUCCAUGCAGGAAAGGAUUCUAUACCAGUUCCUCACUGCAGGUACUGAAAUCAAAGAAUGCUUGAGUUUCUCAGAAUGUUGUAGUUGCCAGAGUGAUGGCACACACCUUUAAUCUCAGCACUGGGGAGGCAGAAGUAGGUGGAUCUUCGUGAGUUUGAGACCAGCUUGGUCCAUAUUGUGUGUUCUAAGCCAGCCAGUGCCACAGAGUGAGACCCUGCCUUAAGGAGAAAAUGUGUAAUGUUUGUAUGCUCUCUAUCUACUUACAGCUUUCUGUCCUUUAAAUCAUCUCGUUACUUAUCACACCUAAUACAUUGUGACAAGUAGAUUCUCCUGUAGGGAGCCAGUGGCAAGAAGGGGAUCCGGAAGCCUGAAUUUCUGGGGAUGAAAAUUCACAUAAGAUGAUGUCAGACGAACUCACAGUGCUGGAGCCCUCUGCCUCUGAGUCUCGGGAAUUUCAUGAAGACAGAUUGGCGCAGCUGUUGGGGAACCCAGACAAGCAGAGCUUGGAGAGUCCCUCCUCUCAGGACGGGGGCUUCACUCAGAUGACAGUGACCCACUGGAAGAUUCAAACAGGAGACACAGCCCAAACGUGCAGUAAGUCAGGAAGAAACCCCAUUCUCAAUUCAAACCUUCUUAUACUUCAGAGAGAACUCAUAGAUGCGGAGGCCCGUUCCUGUGGUGGUGGUGGCAAAGGCUUCCCAUUUAAUUCAGAUGUAGUUCCGCAUCAGAUCUCGCACACGGGGGAGAAGCCUUACAAAUGUGAUCAUUGUGGGAAAGGCUUCAGUCAGACCUCCCUCCUCACUGAACACCAGAGAGUCCACACUGGGGACAGACUCUGUGUGUGCCACGUGUGCGGGAAAGACUUCGUUCACUACGCAAGCCUGAGGGAGCAUCAGCAUGUCCAUACUGGGGAAAAGCCGUUCAAGUGUGCACAGUGUGGAAAAGCAUUUUGUCACAGUUCAGACCUGCUUCGACACCAGAGGGUUCAUACCAGGGAGAGGCCUUUUGAAUGCAAAGAGUGUGGGAAGGGUUUCAGUCAGAGCUCCUUACUCAUUCGCCACCAAAGAAUUCACACAGGAGAAAGGCCCUAUGAGUGUAACGAGUGUGGGAAAUCCUUCAUUCGGAGUUCAAGCCUUAUCCGCCAUUACCAGAUCCACACAGAAGUUAAACAGUAUGAGUGCAGAGACUGCGGCAAAGCCUUCCGACACCGCUCGGACCUCAUCGAGCACCAGAGGAUUCACACUGGAGAGCGGCCCUUCGAGUGUCAGGAGUGUGGGAAGGCCUUUAUUCGGAGCUCGAAACUCAUUCAGCACCAGCGGAUUCACACGGGAGAGCGGCCUUACGUGUGCAACGAGUGUGGGAAGCGUUUCAGUCAGACAUCCAACUUCACCCAGCACCAGCGAAUCCACAGUGGAGAAAAACUCUAUGAGUGUAACGAAUGUGGGAAGGCGUUCUUUCUGAGCUCAUACCUCAUACGACACCAGAAGAUCCACACUGGUGAACGGGUGUAUGAGUGUAAGGAGUGUGGGAAGGCUUUCCUGCAGAAGGCCCACCUCACUGAGCAUCAGAAGAUCCACACUGGAGACAGACCCUUUGAGUGCAAAGACUGUGGGAAAGCCUUCAUCCAGAGUUCUAAGCUAUUGCUGCAUCAGAUUGUUCAUACCGGGGAGAAGCCCUAUGUGUGCAGUUACUGCGGGAAAGGCUUUAUUCAGAGAUCCAACUUCCUUCAGCACCAGAAGAUGCACACGGAAGAGAAGCGCUACACGUAUAGCCAACUUGGGAAAGAUCUUACCCCACCCCCAGAUCUUGUCCACCAGGAGGAUCUUUCCCUGAGUGAGACCUCCGUUCAUUUAGGAGAGAGGUCUACAGAUCGGGAGUGUUGUGGAAAUAAUUUAUAAGACAGUCACUCUGAGUCGGAUGGUGCUUCUAAACAGGCAUCCUUAGUACAUAUAUGGCUUAGAAGAUGCGGAUUGUCACAGUUUUUCAAGUCAUUGAUAGGCUGUUACUGGUCUGUUGUCUGUCACCAAGGCAGGCAAGCCAAAGGACUAGACAGCUGAUCUUGAGCUGUUCACUGAGGGAGAACCUCUAGAGAAUUUUCUAGAUUUUAUUUGAAGUUACAACACACUCUCAAGUACUUUCAAAGAAGAACUGUAUUGUUACUUGAGAAAUGGUUCCCUGUCUGAAAGGUUAGAGAAAGGGGCUUUUCUCAUGCAAAACUGCAAGUCGGUUCCCUGUUGUCUGGGACUCAUCUCUGGCCUUUGCUUCCUCAACUGUUUGAUGCCUGGUAAUGCAGUUGAUGCGAUUGCCACCGCAUCCUCCAGGCUGCUCCCACUCCUGUCCCAGUGUCUCCCAGUCGCUCCUGGUCAUUGUGUAUCAUUUCUCAGGCGUCAUGGCCAAAAGUGCUUCCCUGGUACUGAGCUGGGUUUGUGUCUUGUGCUUCUGUCGCUCAGUGUUCACCACUGCUACUGUACUUGCUAUUAAAUACCACAAUCAUGAACCUUCUCUUUCCUGUUUUGCUGUUUCCCCGAGGACACUAAGGAUGUAUCAUUGGCUCCUAUGUCCCUAGUGUCUCGCACAUGACAAUAAACAAAACAAAAAUCCCAA